Messenger RNA from Clonostachys rhizophaga, 1017 nucleotides. The record is from the annotation of a GenBank genome assembly. Lineage: Eukaryota; Fungi; Ascomycota; Sordariomycetes; Hypocreales; Bionectriaceae.
AUGCUCGUCAGCACCAACAACGAAAAGAAAAGUCCCUUCUUCACCUUCCUCAGGGCCAACCUUGUCCUCAGCUCCUCGUCCUGCGCCAACACCCCGCAGCUCGAACCCAUGCAGACCACCGCAUCGCUUCCUGCUAGCUUCACCAAGCCGAGCGCUUCUACCCUCCGCCACAGCCGCAGCAGCAGCACCAGUAGCAUCAGCAGCAACGGCAGCACUGGUAGCCGUCGUCGCCAGCGCUCCCCUCCCUCGCCAACUCCCUCGGCCUGCAGCCUGGACUCCCUCCCUCUCGACGAUGACAUCCCGCCGCUGUCCCUCGAGCCCCUCGAGACCACCGAGGACAAGGUAGAGGGGCUCCGCCUGGUCGCCGACUCCGUCGCCCAGAUGCACCAGCGCGCCUUCAGCACCGUCCUCUUCCACCCUCUCUGCCUCGCCGGAUACGCCGCCACCCUUGCCGGCCUCUACCAGGCCUUCGGCGCAAAGUCCGACCUGGGCAGCUGCAUCAUCGUCGCCUGCGGCGUCACCAUGUCCUACAUCCUCCUGGUCCGCUACCUCACCAGCGGCUACAUCCGCCUCGCCGAGCAGACCAACUGGUGGUCCUGGAUGACCGGUGGGAGCGGCGCAGAAGGCGCCGAGGAUAUCGUCCUGGGCGCCCGCUUCGGCGGCUCCCUGAUCGGGGCUCUCGUCCUCCGCCUCGAGCCCAACCCCAGCCUGGUCGGGAAGAAGAAGAGCCGCAGCACGGCGCUGAAGAGGGGUGGCCGGGGCGUCAUCCGCGCCUGGACCACCCGCAUGAAGUUCCGGGGCGAGGGCGUCGGCAACGACCUGCUCAAGGCGGCCAUCAAGGUGACCAAGGAGAAGUGUGGCCGGGAUGCGGAGGUCGGUUUCGCCCAGGAGCACGCGAACAGCACCAUGGUCCUGCCUGCCAUGUUCAAUGGCUCCUUCCGCAGGGAUGAGAUUCUCGCAACCAAGGCUCUGCAGACCGCCGUGUCCGAGUGGGAGGGCACCAAGAGGAAGAGGUGA